CAAGCUCUUCGGGAUCCAAACACAACAUUGCUUCAGGCCAGAUCAAGACUAGCAACUCUAUUUCAACCACUAUGGCGGCGGGUAUAGAGGUAGAGCUGGUGAAAACCCGCAUUUGCAUGAUUUCCGAUACGCACAAUUGUUCGCCGCUGCCUCCAGGAGAGGUACAUACGCCGUACAGACGCCCGCUGCCUUCGGCUGACGUCCUUCUUCAUGGCGGGGACUUGACCUUUGUCGGCAGGGAGAAGGAGCAUCAAGGGAUGAUUGACAUGCUUAAAGAGGCAGAUGCUGAGCUGAAAAUUGUCAUUGGCGGAAACCACGAUAUAACGCUUGAUGAGGAAUACUACAACUCUGUCGGCCAUUUAAAACACAAGUGGACAGGACCUGAGGAUCUUGCCAAGAUCCGAGAGCUAUACUGCGGGGAAGAAGCCCAGAGAUACGGCAUCGUCUAUAUGGAAGAGGGCGUACGGACGUUCAGAUUAAAGAAUGGUGCUCAAUUUACCAUUUAUGCGACUCCAUAUCAGCCCGAGUUCUGUCGAUGGGCAUUUGCCUACAAUCGUGCUCAUGACCGCUUCAACCCAUCUCCAGAGGGCGCACUGUUCCAAGCGCAGAACCCAGUCCCAUCAUUUCCUGACGUGCACAUAUUGCUAACCCACGGGCCACCGUUGGGUUUUCUGGACCUGGUUCAUUCAAGUACACACGUCGGCUGUCAACAUCUCCGUGGAGCAGUGGGCCGCGCAAGGCCUCUAAUCCAUUGCUUUGGGCAUAUCCAUGAAGGCCACGGAGCCGUGAGGAUGAACUGGGAUGCUGAUUCCUUGAAAACCAUCCCCCAAAAUAGGGCCGAAGAGUUGAAGAAUCGAUGUGCGUUCGUGGAUCUAAGUCGCGAUGGUGGUGAUCCUCUAAGAUUUGGAGCAGAGACGUUGUUUGUGAAUGCAUCCAUUAUGACCCAGCGAUAUGAUCCGCUGAAUGCCCCAUGGUUGGUAGACGUUGACCUCCCACGAGUGUUAGAUGAGGAGAUGAUCGGAUAA
This is a messenger RNA of Coccidioides posadasii C735 delta SOWgp, 1025 nucleotides long. RefSeq lists its product as uncharacterized. The record is from RefSeq and is a predicted model, not a curated record. NCBI's taxonomy places the organism in Eukaryota, Fungi, Ascomycota, Eurotiomycetes, Onygenales, Onygenaceae. Gene Ontology annotation, molecular function: hydrolase activity.